AUGGCAGCAACCGACGGCAAGAAGAAGCACAUUGUGAUAAUCGGCGGGGGCAUCAUCGGCUGUACAUCCGCCUACUUCCUCUCGCGCCACCCCUCCUUCGAUCCCCAAAACCACACAAUCACCCUCCUCGAAGCGACGAAGAUUGCCGGCGGCGCCUCGGGCAAGGCAGGCGGUCUUCUCGCUCUUUGGGCUUACCCUUCCAGCCUUGUCCCGCUGAGCUACAAACUGCACAAGCAAUUGGCGGACGAGCAUGGCGGCGAGGAGCGCUGGGGAUAUCGGGCGUUGCACGUGGGGCAAAUAAGUUGCAAGGGACGACGGUUGGAGGAGCCGAGUAAGAGUAGUGUCAAGGGGAAAGAUGGGGACAUGGACGGGGAGAAUGGUGGGGGUGGAGAGGCGAGAGUGAGUUUGCAGAAGAGGACUAAGGAGGCGAUGGGCAAGUUGAAGGCUGCUGGUAUGCCUGCCGACUUGGACUGGGUGGAUCCCGAUUGCAAUCCGUAUUAUGAUGAGAUGGGCGAUCCUAGUACGACGGCGCAGGUCCAUCCGUUUCAAUUUACGACUGCCAUGGCGGAGCUUGCGAAGGAGAAGGGCGUGGACGUUCGGAUUGGUGCGAGCGUGAGCGCAAUCAACUACUCUGCCAACGGUGACAGCGUCGAGAGCGUGACAUACGAAGACAAGCACAACGGAAACCAGACGAAAACCAUCCCGGCCACCGACGUGAUCAUCUCCGCCGGCCCGUGGACUCGCUCCAUCUACCCUCAAGCCCCGAUUGCCGCCCUGCGAGCACACUCCGUCACCAUCAAACCCUCGCGCCCCAUCAGCGCCUACGCCCUCUUCACCCAAAUCAAACUCCCCGCCGGUUUCGGGCAGAAAGAAAGCGGCAAGCUCUCGCGCGCCCUCCGUGGCGAAGAAAUCGUCACGCCGGAAAUCUACGCCCGCCCGAAGAACGAAGUGUACGCUUGUGGCGAAGGUGAUCAUCUCGUCCCGCUCCCGAAAUCUACGGAUCUAGUCGAAGUGGACGAGAAGCGGUGUCAGGAAGUCGUGGACUAUGUGUCGGCCAUAUCGGACGAAUUGCGUGAUGGCGAGGUCACGGCGCGACAGGCGUGUUAUUUGCCUAAUAACACGGCGGGUACUGGAUCACCGCUGGUGGGACAUGCGGGAACGAAGGGGUUGUAUAUUGCUGCUGGGCAUACGUGCUGGGGCAUUCAGAAUGCGCCGGGCACGGGGCUGUUGAUGAGUGAGUUUGUGUUUGACGGGGAGGCGAAGAGUUCGAAGGCGAAAGGGUUGGAUCCAAGGAAUGUGAUGUGA
This is a messenger RNA of Neohortaea acidophila, 1305 nucleotides long. RefSeq names its product fad NAD binding oxidoreductase. The transcript has a single exon. Gene Ontology annotation, cellular component: late endosome; cytoplasm. Lineage: Eukaryota; Fungi; Ascomycota; Dothideomycetes; Mycosphaerellales; Teratosphaeriaceae. Bases 1 to 1305 code for a protein of 434 amino acids. Gene Ontology annotation, biological process: retrograde transport, endosome to Golgi. Gene Ontology annotation, molecular function: oxidoreductase activity. The record is from RefSeq and is a predicted model, not a curated record.